GGGGAAGUGGGCCGAGCCGCCAGGAGGAGGAGGAAGAUCCCGUCCGGCCUCCUUCUCCGACUCCGAAGACUCUCGGGAAACUUUUCUACCGACCUCCUUCCAUGUUUCGGUGAAAACGGUCCGCGGUUCGUCCACGCAGCGAGGCCGCCAGGUCGCAGCGAGCCGCGGGGAGGACCGACGGCGGCAUGUCGGAGGGAACCGGAGCCGCCUGGACGUGAGCGGUCGGCGGGGAGAAACCUCCGAGGAGCCCCGCUGCUGAGGAGGAUGGAGGACGAGAAAGAGACGUCUGAGGAGAAUGAGGAAGAAGAGGAGCUCCAUCAUCAUCACAUGGCGGCGUCCUCCAUGGACCAGCAGGACCUUCCCAUCAUGCACUGGGAGGACCUGAGCCAGCGGAUCGCUGAGCUGGAGAAACAGGAGCAGGAGAGGACAAAGAGGGCGACAGGGGUGACGAUGGAGGACGAGGAGGAAGACUUCAGGAGGUGUCGAGUCGCCGUCGUUACGUCACGGUUUCCCAGCCACAGAAACCUUCAGCUGUGUUUCAUCAACGACAGCGACAGCGACGAGGACGACGAAGGACACGAAAAGACGGUUGCCGUGGGAACGAGACACAACGGUUGCCAUGCCGCCGGGCUGAAACAGGAAGUGGCCACAGCUCUGAGGACGCUGAGAGACGAGCUGCUGGCCGAGCAGAAGGAGCAGGAGCAUCUGGCCGGCAGCAGCUGCAUCUUCCAGAGGAAACAUCUGGAGCAUUGGGAGCUGCAGCAGCGUUCGGUUCAACAGCUCUGCAGCCUGAAAGCUUCGCUCCAACGCGACGUUCAUGCUCUGAGCUCGGAGCUGGUGGCCCACCUGCUGGUCCGAGACCAGCUGAGGACAAAGCAGGACGCCAUGCUGCUGGACGUCCAGGACCUGACCUAACCAAAGGUUCACCACUGGGACCAGAUCAGGACCAGAUCAGGACCAGAUCAGGACUCGUUCAGUCCGUCGAGUUAGAAUUCAGGAAACAUGUUACUGCAACGUCUCCGUUGCAGGUUUAUCUAAAUUUAUUCUCUGGGACCCAAAGCUAAGUUCUGCAGAAAUAUUUUGGCUGCAUUCUGAGAAUUUAUUCCAUUUUCAGACUUACCUAGGAGAGUCAUUUAAGGGUUCAAUAUCUCCAGAAGUUUAACCUCCAUGGUCAUGAAGUUUGGUGAAGACUCAGACAGAAUAGAUUCCAGUAGAUCUAAAAUAUUCAGUGACUCCAGGAGAGGACAAAUGGUUAAUUGUUGGCUUUUGAAAAUGGAAGUAAGUGCAAAAUUUUCAACUGUGGCUGGUCUAGUGUCUCCAUAAAGUUCCUGUAAAUGUUUAUCUAUGGAUGGAUCCAUGUUUCUACUAAAAUACAGUCUUUGGUCGACAUUUCAUCAACUGUUGAGGCUCUAACAUCAGUAGAAUCUGAUGGGUGGAAAGACAAGUUUGUGUUAGAUAUUUAGACUAAAUGUUGAUGUGGACUCAUUGGUAGAAAACAGAACUUGGAGUUCAUAGAGGUUUAGAUGUUGGUGUUCAUAGAGGUCUAGAUGUUCACAGAGGUCUAGAUGUUCAUAGAGGUCUAGAUGUUCAUAGAGGUCUAGAUGUUCAUAGAGGUCUAGAUGUUCAUAGAGGUCUAGAUGUUGGUGUUCAUGGAGGUCUAGAAGUUGGUCUUCAUGGAGGUCUAGAUGUUGGUGUUCAUAGAGGUCUAGAUGUUGGUGUUCACAGUGUUAAUGUCUGGUUUCUGUUAUUAGCUGGAGCUGGAUGGAGACAGAACCUGAACUAUUGACACCAAGAGACACCGUCAGAUGGGGACAUUUUAACUUAGUUUUGGGUUCCAGAUAAUAAAUAAGUUAAACUCUGAACUAAACAUCGGACUGAUCCAACUGAAGAAUCAGCAGAAGAUCAGAGACACAACUGGAUGUUCAGGUUUAAAGGAAAAGAGAUUCCAGCGGAUCCUUGAGAAGAAUUCAUGGACAUCAAGCAGGUGGAAGAAGAAGAACAAUCAGCUCUCAGAUCUUUAAUCUGACUCAGGAUCUGGGUUUUCAGGUUCAUGAUCAGCAGGAAAAAGGGUUUCAACAGACAUUUACACACUCUGCAGAGAGGAAGGAAAUGUUUCCACUCGGUUUUGGAUAUUUUUUCGCUCACAGUCACCAUGAACUGUUCGGUUUUCAUACUUUUACAAUCUCCAGCUUUAAUGUCAUUACCUAAAAAUCACAAGUUGGAAAGAAAUCAAACCAGUGGGAUUAGGUUUCUUUGAACGCCAACGAGACGGAAACACAUUUUUAAGAUGUUUAAAAUGAAACCAAAACUUUAAAAUCCGCUACAGGAGAAAUAACAAACUAUGAGGAUUUCAUUGAACGUCUGAGGUCAAAUCAGUGAAUCUGUAGAUUAGAUUUAGUUCAUUAAUUCAUCAGAAAUCCUGUUUCUUUUUUAUCUGACCGACAGACUAAAACCCUGAAAUAAAGAAAAGCAUCAACUCCUCAAACUAAACAGGAAAUCAGUGAAAAAAUGUAUUAAUUUGCGUUGAGAAUCAGCUUGUUUGGAACAAUUCUGCUCCUGUUCAAAGUCUUAGAAACUAAAGCUAGACGUUAAAUAUGUCCUAAAAACAUAAACAAGAGUAGAAAAGUAUAAAAUAGAAAAAUGUCCGUCGUACAGGAAUGUUUAUCAGAAAUAAAGUUUACUUUCAGGAGGCAGGUUGGCCAGAUUUCAGCAUUUAAACUCGACAACAAUCAGUUUUUGAGACAAUCGUCUGAUCGAUGAAUGCUGUUUGAGCAGUUUGAAUUAAUUCCACCUUAAGAUUUUAUAAAUAUUCAUUUGCUUCAUUCUGCAUCUCUUUCACUUGUUUGACGAAGAACUUUGUUUAGAAGUCCAUGAAUCUAAGAGUUAUUUGGUCUAAAAAUACCAGAAAAUGUUUUGUUCACAACCUAAAAUAUCCAGUUCACCGUCAUAAAGGAGGAAAGAAAGCAGAAAAUAUUCACAUUUAAGAAGCUGCAAUAACAGAAUUUAGACUCUUCUUUUGGUUUUACUAUAAAUUCUGCUAAAUCUUUGAAUUAUUGAGUGAUGAACACAAAAAAGCUCAAUUGAAGACGUGUUAAUACAUUUUAAUCCGCUAUCUUUUUUUUAAAUCAUCAAAAUGAUCAUUUAUCAUCCAGAAACAAAAAGAAUCUUCAGAUUUCCAACGGCCCUUGAACACAUCAUAGGGUUCCAUUGGGGAAAGAUUUUAAAAAUUUGCCAAAAAUAAACCAUUUUACCAACACAGGUUCCGUGAAAAACAAAAAAUUUGGGGAUUCUUGACGCAACUGAGAAGCAGUGACUGACUCGGCUGAGGCUGACGGUAACGUGAGAAAAAUUCUGAACGUUUAGACGUUUUUUUUUCCGUAAAAAAGUUCUCAAAUUAAUUAAUGAGUUAAUAAGUUAAUUUCAGACGUUUAACCUCCACCGUCUGGAGAAGCAGAAGAGCUCAGAGUUUCUGGUGUUUAUGACUGAUUAGGUUCUUUAUUUGCUCCAGAUUCAGGCGUAAAUAUUUCACACGACGGCAGAAAUGUUUUCAGGAAUUGUUCAACCAGGUUGAACCAGAGGAAGGCGGAUUUAAUGAAGAUCUAAUGAACUAAAAGGGAUUCAGCUGUUCGGACUCUUAACUUAUCUAAUUUAAGUUUUAUUGUUUAUUUUGCUUUAUUAUUUUGCUUAUUGUCAAAGGGAACAUUACAAACAGAAAUCUGGAUGUUUUCAUGUUUUAUUUUGAAAAGCUGAAGAGGAAUCUCACCAAAACUCAUUCCUGAAAAGUCGUCUUUCCUCAAAGCUAAACUAAAUUUUUAAAAAAGUGACGUUUGCUUUUUAGUUUAAAAACAGUAACACUGAUUGAGUCAUUUAUAACUUUAUAUUAAUCUAUAACGUCACACAAAUGCAUUAAAACAACAAAGAGUGCUGGUGGCGUUCCUCUUUAGCUCCAGGUCCAGUCAGACGUUCUGAAUGUUUACGUUGAAUUCAAAGGGAAUAAUCACUGAAUGAAGAAGUUUAACCCUCGUGUCGUCCCACGGGUCAAAUCGAUCCGUUUUAAAGUUUGAAAAUGUGAAAAAAAAUUGUCUUAGUGAAACUUCUGAUGUCCACAUUUUCAACAUUUUUGGGAAAUUUUUUAACAUUUUUUGGUGAAAAAAAAUGUUAAAAAAAUGUUUCUUUAAGGACAUUCACAAAAAAAUCAAUCAAAAUCCAGCGAAUUCCAGUGGAUUUUGGUUGAUUUUUUCCUGGAUGUUCUUAAAGAAAAUAUUAUAAGUUUUACUAAUAUAUAUGUAAUCACUUUAGAUAUUUUUAGUAUUUUUUUGGAAGAUUUUUCUAAUUUUUUCAAAAUAUUUACAAGAAUUUUCUUGCCAAGUUUGGGGGAUUUUUAAAAAUAAAUAAAUAAAUAAAACUUUGAAGGGAAACUUUUAAGGAAUUAUUGGAAUUUUCUGAAGGUUUUGCAAAUUUUCAGAAAAUUGGAGAAUUUUUUUGCAGAAUUUUUUCAGACAAGGAAACAAUAUUUCUUGGUGCCCUUAAAUGAAGACAACAGGAGGGUUAAGAUUCAUUAAACUCCACCUACGUACUUUAGCUCCAUGGACAUUUUUAAGGUGGUUUAAAAUGUUCUGAGAUGAGAAACUGAAUGUUAUUUACAUGAAAACACUAAAAGGGAAACUUUUUUAUUCACAUAGAAAUGUUUAAAGUCACUGAAAUGUGGUUUUGGGAAACGCUGAGAGAGAUUUACUAAAGAGAUGACAAAGGAGAGUCGAGUUUUUCAUUUCACUGUGACUUUAAGAAUAUUUAGAGAUGUAUUUUAAAAUGUAAAUGAAAUAAAUUACAAAUUACAAAUGUAAAUGCAAACAUUAAUUCUAAAAUAUAUGUUGAGACGUAAAAACCU
Messenger RNA from Amphiprion ocellaris (clown anemonefish), 4888 nucleotides. Its product is annotated as schwannomin-interacting protein 1. Gene Ontology annotation, cellular component: cell junction; plasma membrane. The record is from RefSeq and is a predicted model, not a curated record. Gene Ontology annotation, biological process: positive regulation of hippo signaling. The transcript has 7 exons. The coding region runs from base 265 to 915 and encodes 216 amino acids. NCBI's taxonomy places the organism in Eukaryota, Metazoa, Chordata, Actinopteri, Pomacentridae.